Molecule: messenger RNA, 1187 nt
Organism: Pomacea canaliculata
Lineage: Eukaryota; Metazoa; Mollusca; Gastropoda; Architaenioglossa; Ampullariidae
Exons: 11
Coding region: 44-1042 (332 amino acids)
Source: RefSeq, a predicted model, not a curated record
AAGCCCGUGAAUGUUUUUGUAAAACCCUUGGCCACUUCCUGUUAUGCUGUUUGCAUCACUCGCACUCGCUUUGGCCCAUGCUGCAUGUGCAGAGGAUUUUCAGAGUAAAAAAGCAAAGAAGAUGAUUUUGUACCAGGCGAAAAGGAUGAGACUGUUGCUGCUGACAUGUGUACUUCUCUUUAUUCUAUGUCAAACUACUUCUUGGAUUGUCUCUGCUGGGAGUACUGCAGAAAUGUGUUUUCAGUAUAGUUCACAUCAAAUACAAAUAUUGAUUCCUGAAAUUGCAUACCAGCAGAGUUUUAGGAUCUUCUUCAUUCCUACAAAUAAAUCACAAGAAACUGUUACUGGAUGUAAAUGGUCAGACAAGACAAACAACUACAUCUGCAACGCGGCUAGAGGGUACAUCUGUGAAAUUCUUGAAAAUAAGGGCAUUUUGAUUUUGAUACCAGAAUUGCAGCCUGGAAAUUUUUGCCUUCAGAUCCGCAAAGCAGGUGUUCAUUGCAUUUGUUCAUGGACUGCAAAAGAGUUAAAUAGACUUGGAAGGACUUCCAAUCCUGAUAUGGCUUCAACUGGCUCCAGUAUGCCGUCACCAGGUGGAUUCUUCUUGCUGCUUUGGAUCCUUGGCAUCAGCAUUCAUUUUUGGAAGAAUUUUGGUCAUCUGUGUCUUAAAACACCUAACAAUCCUGACAGCAGUAAGGACUAUACAGAACAGCCAUUAAAUACAGAGCUGGAUGAAAGGGAAGGAGAAAAUAACAGCCUAAACAUGCUUUCAGCUCAGCUCGUCUCAGAAACCAGCAAGAACAGUCCUGAAAGCAGUGAGGACUGUACAGAACAGCCAUUAAAUAUAGAGCUGCAUGAAAGGGAAGGAGAAAAUAACAGCCCAAACAACAGGAGCACUGGAAAUAGCAACUCCUAUCGUCCAAGGAAUUCUGCCAUUCUACAUCAUAGGGGUGCAUACAUAAAAGACAUUUCUUCCCCAUCUCAGACCAACAUACCAGAUCGUGGCUGCGCCAGGGGAGAUGUUUCUGCUGCCUGCGACUGACUAUCACUCAGAGACUACGUCUCUGCUGGAACACGUGGGAAAAAGCCUCGACCAUAAUAUUGUUCAAAAGGGGGGGGGGUGUUUGGUGUUUUACGCCGUGUCAGCAACUGAGGCUAUAUUACGGCAAGCAGCCAGCCCUGUAAAC